Carcharodon carcharias (great white shark) is the source of this 6660-nucleotide messenger RNA. RefSeq names its product SLAIN motif family, member 1a (gene slain1a). Lineage: Eukaryota; Metazoa; Chordata; Chondrichthyes; Lamniformes; Lamnidae. The transcript is spliced from 7 exons. The record is from RefSeq and is a predicted model, not a curated record. Gene Ontology annotation, biological process: positive regulation of microtubule polymerization; microtubule nucleation; cytoplasmic microtubule organization. Gene Ontology annotation, cellular component: microtubule plus-end. Bases 360 to 1928 code for a protein of 522 amino acids.
AAUAAAAGCUUUCACGCAUUGAGGAGAGAAAAAAAAAUAAGUGUCGCCUGAUGGUGUUAUCCAGAAAAAAAAAAGGAAAGCAGACACACACUGACAUGCAGAAUAAGUGUUGCUGUUUGAGAGAGAGUUGGCACGGAUUGUAAUGGAGAGGAGGGUUUUACAGAACCCGAGUCGCAGUGUUCGCCAGCUCUUUGUUGUGUAGGAGAGAGAGAGAGAGAAAGAGGGCAGAGAAGGAGAGGAAUCUCGGGAGGCAGCAGUAGCUCCUGUUCGUCCUAUCGAGACAGGGAGGGGGGGAAACAAAAAGGCACCAGGAGGUUUUUUUUUAUUUUUUGGCGAGGGUGAGGGGAGAGGAGAGUAGGAUGGAGGCGCCGCUGCUGAAGGUGAUGGGGGCUGCAGCGGGGGAUGUCAGCUCCAAGGUGAGCGCCGAGCUGGAGGUGAAGAAGCUGCAGGAAUUGGUGAGGAAGCUCGAGUGGCAGAACGAGCAGCUCAAGAGCCGGGCGAGCGCUGCUGCCGCCGCCGCCGCUGCCGCUGCCUCUGCCUCCUCCUCCUCCUCUCCGGCUCUCCUCUACCCUCCUGCCAGCCCGGCUUACUGCCCUCCUCCCCCGGGCUCGGCUGCUUACCCCAGCGCCAGCACCACCAGCAGCAGCAGCUACCACCACCUCCCCCCGGCUCCCAGUCACUGCCGGCCACCUCCCGGCAGCAGCGAAGCGGCUCCCCGGACAUUGAGCUGCUCCGGCUCGGCCAGGCUGCUCCUGGAGGAGGUGGACACCCUGGACCUGGACAACGGCCGCUGCAGCGGAGACGAGGACAACUGGUUGUAUGUUUCACCAAGGAAGCAACCCACUGUGGAACAGAAAGCUCGGAGUCCUUUAGAAUGGUGCAGACAGGUGCUUGACCACCCAGGUCAUGAGAUUGAGGCAGCAAAACGCUCAUUGUGUUUCAGACUUGAUCAAGGCUACGCAAGUAGAAAUCUUCCACUCAGCCCACAAUCAUCAAUUGACAGUGAACUGAGCACCUCUGAGCUGGAUGAUGAAUCUAUCUCCAUGGGUUAUAAACUACAGGACUUGACAGAUGUCCAGAUCAUGGCAAGACUACAAGAAGAAAGCCUGCGACAAGAUUAUGCUUCCACUUCAACAACAAUCUCUCAACGCAGCUCCAGUACAUCAUUAUAUUCGGCAAAGCGAGGGACAAGCAGUGACCAGGAGUACGACUGCUGCAGUCUAGAAGAUGAAGAGGAAUUUGACCAACUUCCUCCACAACCUCGACUCACGAGAUGCUCCCCACCGUUGCGGAGUAUGCCACAUUCACAGACUUUUGCCAGCAUGAGAGAAUGCAGAAGAGGCCCCACCCCUUCCUCCUACUUGCAAUCCAGUGCUUACCCAUCCUAUUACUCACAGGGUCACACACCUGAUCAACAUCAGUACCGAACAAGUGCAGAAAAACUCAGACGCAGUAUGCCAAACCUGGCUCGUUCAUUCAGUGCUACUAGUUCACCGGACUCCUUUAAGAAUAGCAGAAGUUUUGAUUCAAACCUACAGAAUGGAAUUUCACGACUCCAGUCACCAGCAUGCCCUUCACUAAAUAAGCUUCAGCACCGGGUCAACAGCGUUGGCCAUUUUCCAUUGUCAGUCCGGCAGCCACCUAAAGCAACCGCGUAUGUGAGUCCAACCGUGAGCAACACAAACGGGAUCCACACGUCUGUCAGUUUGCAUUCCAUUUCGAGCACUGGCAUCCCUUUACCAAACAGGCCUGGAAACACGGGAAUUCCAGGUCGGAGUGGCCUUCCCAGACCAACAUCCGCCAUCGGAGGUAGCGGAAUACCCAGAAGCAAACUGGCGCAGCCCGUUCGAAGCUUUCUUCAGCCUCCAAAGCCCCUUACUGCACUCAGUUCUCUUAAGGAUGGAAGCUGGAGAGAUGGCUGUUACUGACGUUCGCUGCCCCAGAGACUGUUUAAGCAGAAGGAGCUGUUACACAAUGAUGCCCAGCUGGCUGGGUUUAGACAUGUCACAAGAUGUUUGUACCUACAGUUGGUUUCAGUGAAAAUGCUAAAAAAAAUCUAAGUGAGGCACACAAUUACAUAAGUUUUGUUAAUAAGUAAUAUAAGCGAACUAACUGUUGUAAUAGUGUGCUUUUAAACCUUGGCCCCGCACAUUGUAAUAAUCUCAAACUUGCAGAUGCAAUACUAUCAGUGCAAAAUGCCUCUUGACCAAAUUCAAUUUGUUUACUGUUAGGUUUGCAUUGUUCACGUUUCAAACAGCAAUCAACAUUACAAUUUGCCAUAAGAGGGUUUUUUUUCUUAGAAAAUGAAAUUAACUUUGCCUUUAUUGAUUGCAUUUGAACAAAACUGCUAACUUCUUGAGUUGGGAACACUUCAUUUUCAGUGUGUGCUGCAAACUAGCACUUGUUAAGCAAAACUGUCAUACCUCAACUAAAAACAAUAGUUAUAAAAACUCCAAUAAUGUUGCAAAUGGGAUUUAAUAAUCUCUCAAACUGCAGAGAACUUAUUCUCCACAGAUCACCCUUGCUAUAUUGACGGACAUUUAGUCAACACUUGUGUUUUCUUUCCUAGCAGGACCAUGUGGAGGUACAAUUCUCUAUGGCCCAGAAAUCUGAUAGGCCACAGCUAAUGUAACUAAUACCCCAAGCACAAUACGACUACCGGUUAUUUUAAUUCCAUGGUAGGAUGGAAUGUUCCAUCCUAGGGUGCAUUUUGUGAGUCUUUACAAUGCUCGUCCAUGGGGCGUGUUUAACCAGCCAUGACAGGCAAAAGGUGGACAGCAGGUACUUGGAUAUUAGGGAUGACUGGGUAGACCUUGUUUCCGUGUGACAGAUGGCCUUCCAAUUCACCAAGCAUAAAAUCCGCCAGCAAUGGAGAGAGACAAGUUAUUGUCAAAGGGUUAGUGACCAUUAGACCAAACCCAGAAAUAUGAUCUGAUGCUUUGCUUUAUUAUGGUAAAUACACAUCAGCAACAAAUCAGAAUAAUAAGAACAAUUGAACUCUGCAUUAACUCAUGGUUACUGAAAUUAGUAACUGAGGCUCUGCUGUAUCAGUCUUACUUUCCAUUCCCAUAAAUUGGGACUCUGAUGUUACCUAGGUGGAUUAUUAUCAGAUUACAUUGUCUCUCUGGUUAGAUAACAAGAGGUGCUUCCUUCAGUGUCCAAUUUGACUUCACCAGCUAGAAAAGUUCUUCAUGUCCCUGGGUUCCUUACAUUUGAUCCUGAGUUACCCAAUUUGGUUGAUGGCUGGGCACGUGUUUGAUAUUAUAAGACGUAGGAGCAGAAAUUAGGCCAUUUGGCCCAUCAAGUCUGCCCUGCCAUUCAAUCAUGGCUGAUAAGUUUCUCAACCCCAUUCUCCCACCUUCUCCCCGUAACCUUUGAUCCCCUUACCAAUCAAGAACCUAUCUAUCUCGGUGUUAAAUACACUCAAUGACCUGGCCUCCACAGCCUUCUGUGGCAAUGAAUUAUAAGAUCAUAAGACAUAGGAGCAGAAAUUAGACCAUUCGGUUCAUCGCAUUAUCUUGCAUCAUCUUGCUCUUAACCUUGUUACCGAUGUUGUAGGUUAAGGUCUUGUUGCCAACCCUCCAGGUGUGGGUCGUCCUAUACAGAUCUCCCCAAGUCUUCCAGUUUUAUGACUUGUAGAUAAUCAAAAGAAUUUCUAUGCUGCCUCUGCCUGUAGGGAAUUGAUCUAUACAGGUAACACUGCUGUGUGUCCUCUGAGCAGUAAUUUUAGCCAACAUUCAAUUGUUUUGUUAGUAGGACCAUGUAGAGGUAUGACUCACUGUGACAUAGAACACACCAGGUGGUCAUGGUUACAGUAACUAGAUCUCUCUUGCCAUUUGAGGCCUAAUGGAGGAAUGUUUUAAUAGCCAUACAAACCAAUGAAAGGUGUAUCAAGGGCCCAUAGGAAUUUGUGAGUCAGAUCCAAAGUUCAUAUCCCCUUUAUAUGAGUCAUAGUUGCCCCUGUCUUAAUAAAACACCCACAGGAGUGUGCUUUCCGAGUAUUAAUGUGGCCCAUUUGUGGUGCUCAUUGAAAAGCCUAGGCAAGUAAGGACAGGAGGAGGGGACAAGGGAUGGGAGAAAAAAGGAAUAAAACAAGGGCGACUUAAUAUGAGAUGUAGACUGUGGAUUCACUAUCACUAAAUCUACCACUGGGAUUAUCCUUGUCUUUAACAAUCAACAACCUCUGUAUAAGCUUUCUUGUAGUCAUGGAUUUAGUAUCUUUAUAGGCUUUCAAAAAGGUCUUAUACACAAGCUUAUGAGGUAGAUUUUACGUGAGGGUUUCAGGAACUGGCAGAAGCAACUCUAGCAUCCUCAUGGCUAAUAUACUUAACAUCUAUUUUCAUUGGAGAAAGGCUAAAAAUGACAUACCUGGGUCCAAUUGGCGAGGAUCAAUUUUGCAGGGUGGUCCAGUUGUUUUGCUAGAGAAUUUGUGCAUCGCAUUCUGCCGGGGACUUGGUCUCUGCAGACUGCCAUGACAAUACAAUUUCUGUGCAACAUCAUUUUAGCCAAAGCAGAUAUAUUAUUUCUAGUGAAGUAGCAAAGAGAUACAACUUACUAUGGGUGAGCAUGCAACCCAGAGUGCCAGAACCAGCCCCAUCAAAGUCAUAAGAGAAUUGUAGUUAUUCCCACCUAUUCCUAGCUCUGGUCUCCCUUGUAAGUGGAAAUAUUUUCAAUACAUUGACAUCAACAAACCCUUUUCAUGUUUUUUUAGGAGCUCUAUGAAGGCAACUCCGUUUUCUCUUUUCUGGAGAAAAGGGCCCUAGCCUGCUCAAACUUUCCUAAUAGGUCAAACUUCUCAGUUCUCGUAUUAUCCUUGUUAAUCUUUUUGAAUCUUCUCCAGUGCCUCUAUACCCUGUUUAUAAUCUGGAGACCAGAAGUGUUCCUGUAGCCCAAGUGUGGCCUAACCAAGAUUCUAUACAACUUUAACGCAACUUCUCUGCUUUUCAGUUCUGUCCCUCUUGAAAUGAGCCUCAGAGCUUUGUUUGCAUUUCUGUCAACCUGUUAACCUACAUGUAGUGAUUUUUGUUCCUGUACUCUCAUAUCCUUCUGCUCUUCUACCCCAUUUAUGACACUUAUUUUCUGAUGCACUGGUAAAGGCAUUGCACUGGUAAAGGCAUUGCACUGAACCAGAGUCUACAUGUCACCCAUGUCCCAUACACUCAAACUCCCAGUACUUCACUGGAAAGCUUUUACUUCAAUUGUCAAAUUUCUGCUGCCAGCUUAGCUGACCCUUUUGGUCUGUGUGGUUCCGCAAUUUAUUGACUGAAUCCACUGCAGGGGAGUUUGCGUCAUUUCAAGUCUCUCGUAUAAUUAAAUGCUUUUAUACGUAAAUAUCAAAACUUUGACCGCAGUAAUCACUUUCAAUAAAGCACUCCAAUUUUAUCAUUAACGAGAAGGCUCUACUAUGGCAAAGAGAAAAGUGCUGAACUCUGAACACAGAAUCCUGGAAGUUGCCUGGCAUCUGAGAGAGAAGGCUAGCUCAAGCUAUUUCUAGCAUUCCUGCUCUUAUUGCGAUUUCUGUUCCAGGUGCACAAGUUCUGAACAUGUUCUGCUCCUCUCUCCAUUUUGAUUAAUGAAGGAACAGAUGUUGAUCAAACUAUUUUACAUUUCUUUCAAUAUUCAUCCCUAUUGAUUUAAGUUCCUCUGGUGUAACUAGAUGUAAAAGGGAACAUUUAUACAGUGCUACUAAGUCAAUUGUUACACAUAUAAACUGCACAUUUCAGAGUGUUCCCAGCCAUUUAAACACAGGCUAUACGAUCAUAUUUAGAAGUGUACUGGAAUAUUGACUAUGAAAGUCAAAAUGCUUUUAAUAAUUGGUCUAUUACAGUUUUGUUAAACAAGUAUAGUUUCGGAAAGCCAUUUGAGAUGAAGUAACUGUUGACUAAUGGAAAAUCUGGCCUGCAAAUUUGAUGUCGAGCCAAUUACAUUGAGCACUGCAGCAAUAUUUUGUUUCUGUUUUUCACAAUACCUGUAUGGUCAGCAUGUCUGUGAAAGUCAAAUACGAACAUCUUUUCUUGUGCCAUAGUUCAAAUGAUAAAGCCAGUAAAAAUUGACAGUAAUGGAGUUUCACAGCAUUUAGGGGUAAGGAAAUUCACAUCAUCACUGACUACUUGUUUUUUUUAUGUUAAUUUAUUAUUCAUAAAUUAUUUGUUCUAUCAGUUGUGAUGAAGCACAUUGCACUUAAACCCAGCAAUGACCAUGUAUGCGACAGUUUGAGCUGAAUUUUUUUAGAAUAAUAAGUGAGCAUUUUGAAAAGUUUUAUUAAUAUUAGUAUUGAGAAAAAGGUGCACUUUUUAACGGACACUCAACAACAUAAUUUUUAUAAAAGUUUUACAGGACUACUUAAAACACAAAUUCAUGUAAUAAUGCUGUACAAAGGUAUUGCUGAAAUGCCAAAUACAUUAAGCCAAUUACUCUUGCAUUUUACUAAAUAUUGCUUAUAAAAUAUAAUACAUUAUUGCCAUUUGAUGUAGGAAUGUAUUAAUGAUUUUAUGCAAUAAUUUUUUUUCCUCCCCUUUUGGAUGAGUUAUGCUAUACUUUUAAAUAAUAGCUUAACUUGACCAGGACCAACAAAGAAUGUUAUUACCAACAUCAUUUCACUUUUGCGGUUGAUGGAUCUGAAUCAUUGAAAAUAAAAUACUUUCCAUGUUGCAAAUGUAA